AUGAGCCUUAAUCGCUCUGCCAAGGAUAUGUCCGCCCGUCUACCGCCGCCAGAUCAGAAUUCCCUCCAAUCUGCUCAGUCCAGUAAUUCUGCCCAAAGUAGUAGAAAAAACGCUCUUCGGCUGUUAGUGCAGAGGGAGAUAUGCCCCAGAGGGAAGCAUGUUCCCAAGAAGGGAUGGGGAGAGGCUUCUCAUGUGAAUGUCAAUUCACCAUCUGAGGCUAAAAGUGAACCAGCAAGAGAUCCCAAACGAGGUCUUAUUUCAUGGGUUGAGGCAGAAUCACUCCGACAUCUAUCGGCCAAAUAUUGUCCCCUGAUGCCACCUCCAAGGUCGACCAUUGCCGCUGCAUUUAGUCCGGAUGGGAAAACACUUGCUUCCACGCACGGUGACCACACUGUCAAGAUUAUUGAUUGCCAAACUGGGAAGUGCUUGAAGGUAUUGAGUGGUCAUCGGAGAACUCCUUGGGUGGUUAGGUUUCAUCCCCUCCACCCGGAGAUUCUUGCCAGUGGUAGCUUGGAUUAUGAAGUACGUUUGUGGGAUGCUAAUACUGCAGAAUGUGUUGGAUCUCGUGAUUUUAAUCGCCCUAUUGCUUCCAUUGCUUUCCAUGCUGAGGGUCAAUUGCUGGCUGUUGCAUCAGGGCACAAGUUGUACAUAUGGCAUUACAAUAAGAGAGGGGAGGCGUCUUCACCUACCGUUGUUUUGAGGACAAAACGUUCUCUUCGUGCAGUGCAUUUUCACCCUCACGCUGCCCCGUUUCUCUUGACGGCAGAGGUCAAUGAUCUCGACUCCUCAGAUUCUACAAUGUCACGGGCAACAUCGCCAGGCUAUCUGAGAUAUCCACCUCCUGCUGUUUUUGUGGCAAAUGUUCAGUCCAGUGAGCGUGUAAAUGUUGCUGCUGAACUACCUUUGAUGUCCCUACCUUUACUAGUCAUGCCUUCAAUCCCUGUAGAUGAUACUAGAGUAAAUGAUAAUAGAGAUGUUAGUUCAAGUUCAAGCUCAAUGCAAGUGGAGUCUUCUAUGCGUAUGCAGAUACAAACGGAAACAACUGCACCUAUGGAGACACAUUCAGACAUUGUUUCAGGCUCAUGCCCAGCAAUAAGCAGCGCAGCCAGUAACUAUUUUCAUACUGCAGCUCGUACUCCUGGCAUAGCUGAAGAUGCCAUGGACACAGAUGAACCACCACAUAUGAGGCCAAACCAUCAAGAAAUAAAUGCUUUCAGUGAAGGUAAUAGUACAGCUGAUGGAGGCCCUAGGCAUGGCUCAAUUCGGCAGCAGCCGACAGAGUUUGCCCAAGUUCACCAGCUUUUGCCACCAAGAGAUCCGGUUUGGUGGGAGGUACCCUUUUUGCAAGGAUGGUUAAUGGGUCAAAGCCAAGCUGGUCUUCCUUCGAUACUUCCGCUAAAUGGUGUUGGCAGUGAACACAAUGCUCAGCUUUCAGGUCUUCCUUCUGUGGCACCUCAUUUCUCUAGUUCCAGUGCGGAGGCUGCGGUAGCAUCUUUGGCGCUGUCUGGUAGUUCCUUUUUAUCUGGGGGUUCUGGGAGAUCUGGUCUGCGGUAUCACAUUUCACGCUCUCGCUUCUUAGAACCCGAAUCUGGUGAAGUUGUAGGUCUUCUCAAUACGCAAAAUGAUAUUGAUGCUCAGCCACUUUUAAACAGAAUUCAGUCUGAACUGGCAACAACAGCUGCAGCUGCUGCAGAACUACCUUGUACAGUGAGGCUGAGAGUGUGGUCACAUGAUAUACAAAAUCCAUGUUCACAAUUAAAUGCUGAAACAUGCCGCUUAACCAUACCACAUGCUGUUCUUUGUAGUGAAAUGGGUGCGCACUUUUCGCCUUGUGGAAGAUAUUUAGCUGCCUGUGUUGCAUGCACCCUUCCACAAAUGGAAGCUGAUCCUGGAUUACAAGCAUUAGUUCAUCAUGAUGCUGGGGUUGCAACGUCUCCUACUAGACACCCAAUCUCUGCACAUCAAGUUAUGUAUGAGCUUCGUAUAUAUUCCUUGGAGGAAGCAACCUUUGGCUCAGUGCUUGUUUCCCGUGCAAUUAGAGCUGCACACUGUUUGACUUCUAUACAGUUCUCUCCGACGUCUGAGCACAUAUUACUGGCUUAUGGGCGACGUCAUGGGUCUCUUCUUAAGAGCGUUGUUAUUGACGGGGAGACAACUUCACUCAUUUACACGGUUUUAGAGGUCUACCGAGUUUCAGAUAUGGAACUUGUCAGAGUACUUCCUAGUGCAGAGGACGAGGUUAAUGUUGCUUGCUUUCAUCCAUUUGCCGGGGGAGGUCUAGUCUAUGGAACCAAGGAGGGACGACUUAGGGUCUUGCAGUAUGACAGUGCUCAUGGGUCAAAUUGCUCGACACUGAACUAUGUCGCUGAGAACUUGGCUGAGGUUGGGACGUAUGCUCUAGAAGGUUAG
This is a messenger RNA of Linum trigynum, 2409 nucleotides long. The record is from the annotation of a GenBank genome assembly. Lineage: Eukaryota; Viridiplantae; Streptophyta; Magnoliopsida; Malpighiales; Linaceae.